CUUGUCGCAUAGCGCUGAGGGACCAGAGGUUUAGGGUUAGGGGAACACAUUCAGGAAGCUGUGUCCGCUGAUAAGACCGGAGGGAAGACAUACGUAAAGACAAAUACACACAAUUUCAACGUUUUUUUUGUUUUUUUGUUGUUGAGAAUAAGACGGAUAAUUUGUAAGAGUUUCUUUUGGCGUUACCUUUAGGACGUAUGGUCUCUGGGUAGUGUGAUCGUCACUCCUGGACAUGGCAGGUCUCUAUGGACUGAAGAUCCUGCUGCUGUGUACUGGGCUCAUAGAGCUGGCCAUAUGCUCCACAAGAACAAUACCCCCACCAGGAACAGUAGCCAUCAUCAACAAACCCACAAGCAUUCCCAUCACACCUUUAAACUCUCAGACAGCAUCCAUCUCAACCACUCCUCCACCCAUAAAUGACCAAGACAAAAGCAUUAUCUCCAGUACUUCACCCACACAAUCCACCAAGAAUGCAAACGACUCCACAGGCCCUUUACUUCAAAACACCACCACCAUCACCACGACAGCCACUACAACCCUCUCACCUUCACUCAGUUCGCUUACCCCCACCUCAAACAUCAUCACUCGGGCAUCAAGCCAAGCUACCCUCUCCAACGUAACUGGCGACUCGAGCACAAGCACUUCUGACCCUGCAAGCACCCUCAACCAAACCCAGACAUCUGACCCUGCAAGCACCCUCAACCAAACCCAGACAUCUGACCCUGCAAGCACCCUCAACCAAACCCAGACAUCUGACCCUGCAAGCACUGCAGUCGCCCAAACCCAGACAUCUGACCCUGCAAGCACUGCAGUCGCCCAAACCCAGACAUCUGACCCUGCAAGCACCCUCAACCAAACCCCAGCCUUUUCUACAAACACCUCCACCUCUCAAUCCCAGGCCUACAAAAACUCUUUGCCUACAAGCACUCCACCCAUUCACAACCAAACCUCACCUGCAAGCACCCUGACUUCCACUACAGCUAUCCCCACAGGCAGCCAGACUAAACCAACACCGCCAAAGUGUACAUACACGGUCACGCCUGUCAUCUAUGGCUUUCGGAUUGACUUAAAGGCCUCAACCUCCGACACAUACAACAUAUCGUACCAGGAUGAAUCAGGACAACACAUGACUGUUGAGCAUCAAACGGUGAACAACACUAUUGUGGUAUCAUUGAAGCCUUGCAGGAAAUACACUUUUACGACGAUUCAGCCUGAAUGUGAACUCCAAGGAAAUAGCACUCUGAGGACUGAGAAAAUGGAUGACCUAGAGUUUUCCACCAACACGAAGCCGGGAUAUUUGUGUUAUGUGACGAAAUGGGAUAUCAGUGAUGCUGAAUGGAACAGUCCUGUUAUCACCUGGGACAAAGACAACUGUUUUGAGCUUUUAGAUGAACAUUUCUGCACAAACUUCACAACCAAUGUAGCUGUGCCUGGAGAUUGCAGUGUCAACAUCAGCAAAACUAUACCCAUAACAGCAGAGUAUUCUACAGUCAAACACUCUCCCAAUCUGGAAUUCAAAAACGUACUCCCUGUUGAAAUAGUAUGGAAAAACAAGCCAAAAAACUGUAGCCCUAAAGAUCUGGACAUUCAUUACACCUGUGAAGGAAACAACGGGUCUAUCAACUUGGAUGAUUUGGAACCCUUUCAGAAAUACAACUGUAGUGGAAAGUUUACUCACAACAGUAAAGUCAUCAAUACCAAGUCCAUUGACAUUGAAAUCAAGUGUAAAGUGGACAUUACCCAAACGUCUACAAACACCUCCAUAAGCCUUAAAUGGACCAAUGACAGCAUUAACUGCCCCAACAAUACUCAGCUAUUUCACUCCUGCGUUUCCUGUAGAAUUGAGACUAAAGUUAAAGAUUGUUACACCACGGAUGAAUUACAUUAUGAUUUUAAUAAAUUGCAGCCGUUCACAAAGUAUAUCUGUUCAAUUGAGCCAAGGUACAAAGACAUGAGCUACGAUACACUCAAAAAAGUGUCUAAGACAAUCCAAACUGCACCUGGAGUACCUGAUGAGGUGGUGAAAACGAGUCUGACUUAUACUCAGAACAAUGCUUUUACCAUUACAUGUGAGGAAUUAAAGCCAGUUCAGUGGAAGGGAAAAGAGAAGUGGUACAUUGCAACGAUCACUGGGUCUGAGACAAAAGAACAAAAACAUAAAAAAUGCAAUUUUACAUUUGCGGACCUCGGCUAUUCAACAGACUACACAGUUCAGAUCUUUACAUACAAUGGGAAAUACAAGAGUAAACCAAUAGAAAAACACAUUACUACUCGCUACAAUGACAAAGCUGUGACUGUGUUCCUCAUCAUCCUGACGUCUCUGGCUCUCCUCUUCUUUCUCUACAAGAUCUACAACCUGCAGCGCAAGACGUCCAACACAACAUCUGAGACAAAGACAACUGUCAUGUUCAUCAGUGGAACAGUUCCCUUGCCUCGAGGAUUCAGAGGGGUAAAAACUGAUGCUUGGUACACUCUUAGAUGAUGCCACUUCUACUGGUUUCCUUGAGGAACGCCUCAGGAACCUGAGAAAGAGACGUCGGGGACCAGAACGGCUCAACUCUACAUCUGCAGCCGCUGAAGAUAUAACAGACAAAGCAGGAAUCCUGUAUUGACAAUGAUAUUAGGCCACAUUUUAGUUUGAUGCUUUCCUAGAUGGUCUACUGUAUUUCAGACAUCAGAUGCAAUUUUGUUGAUAUACACAACUCACUAUAUUUAGGGAAAGAGGGAUUUCCCAGGUGAAAUGUAACUUGAUAUGACAUACUUUUUUGCCAGUGACGACCCGACAUUCAGGGCAGAUGGAGCAGAGUCCCACCUGUUUGGAGUCACACAUUUUUAGCUUAAAAACAUAAAUAAAUAUUUGUGUGUGUUUUUUUUGGUGGGGGGGAGGGGCUGUUUUACAUGUUAUUUUGCCAUUAAUAUGUGUCACAUUUCAGUUCGCAAACAAUGUAAAGAAAAUCAUUGAAUUAAUAAAGCCGCAGACAAACAUGG
Molecule: messenger RNA, 2988 nt
Organism: Oncorhynchus tshawytscha (Chinook salmon)
Lineage: Eukaryota; Metazoa; Chordata; Actinopteri; Salmoniformes; Salmonidae
Product: receptor-type tyrosine-protein phosphatase C
Exons: 17
Coding region: 233-2482 (749 amino acids)
Molecular function (GO): protein binding
Source: RefSeq, a predicted model, not a curated record